GUAUAUCAACAGUUGCUAUGCUUUCAUCAGCGUUCAAUCAACCACCGACGUCGAAGGAGCCUGUCUUCCUCUUGAGAGAAAGAGAGAGACAGAGGGAGGAAGAGAGUGAGAGAGAGGGUGAGAACCAAUUCGAUGACAUAAAGAGCCCUCUUCUUCUUUUCUCUCCAGGCCCAACACAGACAUCAGAGAUGCUGAACGCGAGAGCACUUUUGAUCCUGUCAGGAUUCGUCUCUAACUGGGGCAGCAUCACGGUGCGAGGAAUGCCCCAGAUGCUGCCUCCCCACAUGCUCGCUGCUCGGUACCCUCAGCCUGUGCCCCCACAUUUGAUUGGAAACCCAAGAUCCCCUGGAAAAGAUCCAAUAUGGACUAGCGGGAUAUAUGACAGUAAACCAGUUUUCUUAAAGUUACCUCAGCCUGAUCCCUGGUUACAAAUGAUUGGGCCACCAGUGCCACCUUUCCCAAUGUUUCCAUCAUACAUGCCGAGGUAUCCACCAGGCAUCUUCCCCUUUCCAUUCCCAAUCAUCCCUACACCAUCGAAACCUAAUGUCCCAAUUACCAGACCUCAGCAAACUACUUCCGUUCCCCCAAGGGGUCAGCAGCAAACAACUACUGUAAAAUCCGGAAAUACUACGCCACAAGGAACUUAUACUACUCUUACAAGUGUUCAGCCUCAAUCAUCCACUUCAAUACCCACAAUCCAACAGCUUCAGACAACUAAGGGAAUGUCAACAUAUACUCAACAGCAAACAACUACUGUAAUACCUCCACCAGCUCAGACACAAAAAACUCCUGUGCCAGCAGGAACUAUAGGGACUCAACCAACUGAUGGUACACCAACAAAUGUUCAGCAGCAAACAACUAUUGCAACACCUCCACCAGCUCAGGCGCAAACAACUCCUGUGCCAGGAGGAACUAUUGGUCCUCAAGCAACUGAUGGAAUGCCAACAAAUGUUCAACAGCAAACUACUAUUGCAACACCGCCACCAGCUCAGGCGCAAACAACUCCUGUGCCAGGAGGAACUAUUGGUCCUCAAGCAACAGAUGGUAUGCCAACAAAUGUUCAACAGCAAACAACAGUUAUAAUACCUCUAGAGCCUCAGUGGGUAACAACAACUGAGGCCGAGGAAGACGUAAAACCUCAAGAAAUUGAGGAAAUCCCAACAAAUGUUCAACCACAAACAACUAUUGUAAUACCUCCAGCAGAUCAGGCACAAACAACUGUGCCGGCAGGACCUAUUGGUCCUCAAUCAACAGAUGGAACGCCAACAAAUGUUCAACAGCAAACAACUAUUAUAAUAUCGUCAACUGCUAUUGCAACACCGCCACCAACUCAGGUACAAACAACUCCUGUGCCAGCAGGGCCUAUUGGUUCUCAAGCAACUGAUGGAAUGACAACAAAUCAAGUAAUUGAUGGAAUGCCAACAAAUGUUCAACAGCAAACUACUAUUGUAAUACCUCCAGCAGGUCAGGAACAAACAACAGUACCUGCAGGAGCUAUUGAUCCUCAAGCAACUGAUGAAAUGCCAACAGAUGUUCAACAGCAAACAACUAUUGUAAUACCUCCAUCAGGUCAAGAACAAACAACUGUGCCUGCAGGACCUAUUGGUCCUCAAGCGACUGAUGAAAUGCCAACAGAUGUUCAACAACAAACAACUAUUGUAAUACCUCCAGUGGGUCAGGAACAAACAACUGUGCCUGCAGGACCUAUUGGUCCUCAAGCAACUGAUGAAAUGCCAACAGAUAUUCAACAGCAAACAACUAUUGUAAUACCUCCAGCGGGCCAGGAACAAACAUCUGUGCCUACAGGAGCUAUUGGUCCUCAAGCAACUGAUGAAAUGCCAACAGAUGUUCAACAGCAAACAACUAUUGUAAUACCUCCAGCGGGUCAGGAACAAACAACUGUGCCUGCAGGAGCUAUUGGUCCUCAAGCGACUGAUGAAAUGCCAACAGAUGUUCAACAGCAAACUACUAUUGUAAUACCUCCAGCGGGUCAGGAACAAACAACUGUGCCUGCAGGAGCUAUUGGUCCUCAAGCGACUGAUGAAAUGCCAACAGAUGUUCAACAACAAACAACUAUUGUAAUACCUCCAGCGGGUCAGGAACAAACAACUGUGCCUGCGGGACCUACUGGCCCCGAAGCGACCGAUGGAAUGCCAACAGAUGUUCAACAACAAACAACUAUUGUAAUGGCUCCAGCAGGCCAGGAACAAACAGGCUAGCCUGUUGGACCUC
Molecule: messenger RNA, 2232 nt
Organism: Macrobrachium nipponense
Lineage: Eukaryota; Metazoa; Arthropoda; Malacostraca; Decapoda; Palaemonidae
Product: fibrous sheath CABYR-binding protein-like
Exons: 4
Coding region: 18-2219 (733 amino acids)
Source: RefSeq, a predicted model, not a curated record